Messenger RNA from Bactrocera tryoni, 4853 nucleotides. It is a transcript of the gene SCAP, whose product is annotated as sterol regulatory element-binding protein cleavage-activating protein. The record is from RefSeq and is a predicted model, not a curated record. Bases 1 to 3981 code for a protein of 1326 amino acids. The transcript has 9 exons. Gene Ontology annotation, molecular function: protein binding; sterol binding. Lineage: Eukaryota; Metazoa; Arthropoda; Insecta; Diptera; Tephritidae. Gene Ontology annotation, cellular component: Golgi membrane; endoplasmic reticulum membrane. Gene Ontology annotation, biological process: SREBP signaling pathway.
AUGCCAGCUGUUGAUUCUUCCAAAGCAUUUGGUAAUUCGAGUUCAUACGAAUACAAUAAAACAACAACAACAGCAAUGACCACUACAUCCGGUGGAGCUGCUAGUUUGGGCAAUAUUGGCGGGAACGCCGCCCAAAAGCGCUCUUCAACCUCUGAUACCUCAGGUCUUCCCGAUGCAGUUUCGCAUUUCUACUACAAACAUGGUCUCUUCCUCUCUAGCUAUCCAACAUGUGCCACUAGCAUUGCUAUUAUGGCAAUAUUACUAUCGUGUUACCCUCUCAUAAAUAUUCCGCUACCCGGUACCAUACCCACCAAAAUUAUGCUGCCCUUCGACGGCCGUUACUCACUUUUCGCAGAACAACCACAACAAAAUGUCUCAUUGGUUAGGAAUUUCUUCAGCCCCCCCACGAGCAGCAAUUUCAGCUAUGAUCCACCAUUUCCUUGGGCAAAAAGUUCACCUGUAUUCUACGUACAACAGAUAAUGUUACGCACUAGUGUGCUACCCUGGACCGAAGACAUGCAGCUAAUGGAUGCCUAUCGUGCGCCGCUUUACGAAGUUUUUAAAUUGCUGGAAAUUGUGCGUAAUCAUGAAAGCGCCGACAACAAACGCACAUUGGAUCAAUCUUGCUGGCAUGUGGAUAAUGUGAAGCGUACGCGCGAUGAAAAAGUAUUAUUCCCCGAAUAUAAUUGCUUGUUACUGUCGCCGGCGAAUUUAUGGUAUCAAGAUGUGCAAAAUUUCACGAAUGACUCAAAUUUAUUGAACACCAUCUUUCAAUAUCAUAAUCUCCAAAAAACCAAAGUCUCCAUCGCCGAAAUGCUCUUCGGCGUACCAAUGCAAGACAGCGGCUUCAAGCGUUAUCCACUUCGUUCGCGUUCGCGUAUAAUACAAUAUGCCAUCACAUUGAUACUGAAGCAAAACGAUCUGGAGUAUUUAAGCACACUAAAACAUAAACUUUUCCAGUACUAUCCGCCCCUGCAACUUAAUCCAACAACAACGGGAGAUCAGCCAACAACAAAAGCCGGUGAUGAUAAAUCGGCCAUCACUUACAUUUUCUAUCCAGAUGAGUUCAAACUGUGGGAGUUUAUGCCGUUAGCGAUUGCUUUUGUGUUGUUGUUCAUUUAUAUGUAUUUUUCGGUGCGAAAAAUCGAAAUAAUACGCUCGCGUCUCUUACUCGCAGUUUGUGCUGUUAUAACAGUGCUAGGCAGUCUGACCAUGUCGCUGGGCGUUUGCUCAUUCUUCGGCCUCACUAUCAGUUUGCAAUCGAAGGAUGUGUUUCCCUAUUUGGUUAUAUUAGUUGGUCUAGAAAAUUGUCUAGUUAUAACGAAGAGCGUCGUUUAUACGCAAGAGACUUUUGAUGUGAAGAUACGUGUCGCCAAAGCGCUCAGCAAGGAGGGUUGGCACAUUUCCAAAACGUUGCUAACCGAAAUCACCAUACUCACCAUUGGUUGCAUCACAAUGGUGCCGGUCAUACAAAAGUUCAGCAUAUUUGCCAUUAUCGGUUUACUCUCUGAUUUCAUGCUGCAAAUGUUGCUUUUCCCUACCAUACUCGCAAUGAAUAUCAAACUUCCCGAAUACACGACCGAAGCGAAGCAUUUGCCAAAAAUGAUGUUAAAAUGCACAAUGACCAAUAACACGGCAACGCCACCGCCUGGUGGUUUCGGUAUGCUGCCGAAUGGACGUAAUGACUAUCGUUUCUACGAUAAGAGUCAGUCGUAUAUGUCCUUAGCGGGGGAUGUCUCGACCACACCGCACCAUCCCAUGAACAACGGUGGCUUCGGCAUGUUCCAUCGUUCACAAUCGCACCCAAAACUAACAUUCGCCGAUCUCAAUACACAUCCAGCGGACUUAACCGCAAAGACUGGAAUUCAACCGAACAAAGAUGGACGUAUACCGAAGCGACUGCGCAUAGUUAAUUUCUGGGCGCGUACGCGCUUCUUUCAGCGUGCAUUCAUGAUUUGGAUGAGCGUUUGGAUAUGCACGAUCGUUUACAAUUCGGGCUGUUUGGAGAAUCUAUUUGCAAUGGAUGGCAAUCGUACGUCGUACGGUAAAGACGAAGCGCAACGAUAUGUCAAGACACACGAACAAAGCGCAGUUUCGAGCUUCUUCACAAAUAUGCAGCAUGUAAUAAAUGGCGCAACAACAGCUGGACAGGACAGUGAUGGUGAGGGCGGGGGAGUGAAGGGACAACGCGAUGGCCGUAUACAGAAAGGCAAAAAAUCGCUACUUGGCAGACAGAAAGGCUCCGCCGGCGAUGGAUCCGUUAAUGACACAGAUGCCGAGCUCCGUCGUCUGCUCUAUCCAGACUAUGAAAUGAAUUAUUUUCUCUCAAAUUUUCACUGGUGCGCUAUUAUGAAACAAUAUAAUAUUUCGCUGAGUGGUCGUUAUGUAACUUUGCUACCCACUAUCAAGUUAUCGCAUCCUAUUAGUGCCGAAGCGGCUGUGCUCAUACGCAAUCCCAAAGAGAAGGUAGCGCAAAACUUCCAAUGGAAAGCGCUUGCCGCAGCACUUGAUCCCAUUGAUUUCAAUGACGAUGAACGCCGUGAAUCGCCCAUGGUAUUUCCAGGCGGCACACCACUCUACCCCAAAAGUCCGAUGGAAUUCUUUUUCGUCAUUUCCAUGUGUUUAAUCAGCAUUUUUGUGCUCAGCUACACAAUGGUCGUUUUCUAUCGUUGCAUUUGCACACGCAACUAUGCCGAAUGGCGUUCCAGUUGGUAUGAGUCAUCGGAGAUACAACAGAAAACUGAGCAUAUACUCGAGGGUGUUCCCACGAAAAUUGUCGGCCACAAGCAUACGAUCGAAUGUUUAAUAACCGAUGGUUCCCAUAUCAUCAGCUGUUGUCUGCGUGGCCAAAUAAAGGUGUGGGAUUCACGCAGCGGUGAGAAUUUGACGACAAUUCAUCGUGAACAUAUGCAGAUAGCAACAAAGCGUGAGGACGAACAGGUGGCGCUCGAGCGUUUACCCUACUCGCCAAUCUGGUGUAUGAACGCGUUCGAUAAUCUUGUGGCGGUGGGCUGUGCAAAUGGGCGUAUCGAGUUGUGGGAAAUGCCAGACGGCAUCUUAAAGUGCAUUUCACCUGGCGAAGUGAAGUCCAAUCAGGGCAUAACGCACAUCUAUAUAAAUGGUGAUCGGGUCAUUGUGGCGCGCUUGUGUGGGCGCUUAGAGUUCUUCCGACUUGAAACCUAUUGUAAAGGACAACAAAUUGAUUGGAAUUUCACGUCGGCAUAUAGAAGAACGCACACACGCACCAGUUCAGCUGGUAGUAUCGGGUUAAUGCACCAUACGCAACAACAACGCGGAUAUUUUGCUGGUCAAUCGCCGCCUCCCUCUAACAAGGAAGAAAUGAAAAUCACCUUAGAAGCCGUGCGUUUCGCACAUCAACAGCCCAUUACCUGCAUGGAGGUGUCCAAUGGUAUGGUCUUCACUGGUAGUCAGGAUCACACACUUAAAGUGUACAGCCUAACAAAUGCCAACAUCGAAUACACACUACACGGUCAUUGUGGGCCAAUAACGUGCCUUUUUGUCGACCACUGGCAACCUGGCACGGGUGGCUCUGGUUCCCAGGAUGGUAUGCUAUGCGUAUGGGAUUUGUUCACUGGCGCUUGCAUGUACAAUAUACAAGCGCAUGAUGGUGCCGUCACGGCGUUGGUGUGCGCACCCACAUAUGUUAUUUCUUUGGGUGUUGAUGAGCGUAUUUGUGUAUGGGAACGUUUUCAAGGCAACCUAUUGACUACUAUCAAUAUAUUGAACGCUUAUUCGCGUUUAUUGAUGUUGACACCAUCGUUGCUUGUCACUUGCAAAAUGGGUUCCCUCAUCGUUUGGGAUGUGCGCACUGGUGAACCAGCGCGUGAAGUUAAACUUGAUCGCGCGAAUUCUCUACUCUGUCCGAAAACUUUAAUGCUCACUGGUGAUGCUGUUGUGUGCGACUAUGGGAAUGAGUUGCGUGUGGUGCGUUUUCCUGUCGUUUCAGACAAAUACAGUUGAACGAGCUGCGCACUAGUUGAACCUAAUAAUUACUAAUAAUAAUAAUCAUAAGUGCGUCCACACACAGUUUUGAUAGCAAGUUUAAAAAAUAUUGUCUAUCUCAACUACUAUGUACGUCCAUAACUCACACAAAUCACCAGAUUGCCUGAUAGCCUAGAGGUUGUGGCUGAAGCCUUGUGGUGUUUAUUUUAGACGAUGACUGCAUUAUAUUCGUUAAAACUUUAUUUAAUGAACUUAAAGCCUUCUCAGAGAAGGUACGUUUGUGUAGCUUCGCUUACAGACAUCGCAAAAAGGAGGAUUAAACUAAAAUAAUUACAUAUAUUUAUACAGGCAAUCAAGUAGUCAAAUUCGGUCUUGCUGUAAAAAAUUUUACAAGACUAAAAAAUUGUUUUUGGUUUACAGUAGCGUUCAUACUCUUUCUACUAUUUCUAAUAUCUAUACACAUAUUUUAGACUGCAACUGUGUACAUUUUAGUAACACUUUAUUUUAUUUGAGCUUUAAACUCUUCUCCGCAAUGCGGAUAUUUUGCGUUUGCCUUAAAAGUAUACUUUAAAUAAUUGCAUGCCUUUUAUAGAACACUUUUUAUUCUGAAUUCGUUAUUUUGCCUUUUAAAACUGAACUGACUUUCAUGUUUCAUUAUAAGUUCCAUUAAACUCACAACCAGUUCAUUUAAUAUCCUACCAAAAUUAUGUUUUAGCUUAGAUAUAUAUAAGCUUAGUAAAUAUAAAAUACAUACAUACGUAUGUGCACAUAUUUUUAGCCCACUAAUAGGCGUUUUAGCUUUUUAUUUAUAUUUUUAUAUUUAGCCUUAGGUUUAAUUUGGAUAUUGUAACAAGAAAAUACCUAUGACACAUUUGUAUAUUUUUAACAGU